AUGUAUCCCGCUCCGGUGCAGCCAGCAGUCCCACACCCACUUGCUCACACACUCGGGUUCGAAAUCGAGUUCCUCAUCCAGUCCGACCUUCAGCUGUUCACCCUUCAACAGGAAGUCGCGCACGUGAUCAACACGACCGGUCUCGCACGAGCGCGGCCACAGCAAGAGGACGCCCAUCCCGGAACAGGCGUCUGGCUUGUAGGGCGGGACUCGAGUAUCACGGGUGGGAGGGGAGAGCAAGGGAUCGAGAUUAUCACCGGCGUUUACUGGGACGUGCCAGGACUCGAGGGGGCGACGAACGGAUGGAGGAAUGUCCUCCGUGGUGUGUUCGCGGCGCUGCAGAGAUAUUACAAGCAGCGCAUGAAAACGAGCAAGAGCGCGGCGUUGCACGUGCAUGUGGGAGUUGGGGUUGGGAAGGGCGUUCACUGGGAGUUUGAGGAUGCGAAGAGGCUGGCGUAUGUCGUGACGCUGAUGGAGGCGCAGCUCGACAUGUUUCACUCUGAGGAGCGGCGAAAUCCCCCGGAUGCCAUGGGGAGGGCGCACAUGGACCAGUGGAUCCACUCGCUUCGCUAUUCACCGGUAUUGGCGCAACUGUCCAACGAACAAGUGGCGGAACGCAUCGCUGUAUGCAAGGACUGGGAGCCGCUGCUGCUGACGGUGCAGGCUGACUGGGAGGGGGUGCGGCCGUGGCGGCGAGGGUAUCGGGUGAACUUUCUGAGUUUGGAGAAGUACGGAACGGUCGAAUUUCGGCAGCAUGCGUGUUCGAUAGACGGCGACGAGAUGGUCGAUUGGGGGUUCUUGUUGUUGAGGAUAUGUAGAUGGGUGAGGAUCACGAGCGAGGGGACGAUUCGGGAUAUGUGUGUUCGGGGAAGGGUGAAGCUCGUAGAUCUGUUCCCGCCGACCACGACGGCGGGGUACGUGGAUUGGAGGGGGAUGGAAUUGGUGAGACAGGUUAUAGAACCCCCGCCAGGGCGCCUGCCAAAACGCCGCAAGGUGACCGUGGAGGAGGUGAAUAGAGAGUGCAUGGUCUCUUGA
Dacryopinax primogenitus is the source of this 1035-nucleotide messenger RNA. RefSeq lists its product as uncharacterized. The record is from RefSeq and is a predicted model, not a curated record. Lineage: Eukaryota; Fungi; Basidiomycota; Dacrymycetes; Dacrymycetales; Dacrymycetaceae. The transcript has a single exon. Bases 1 to 1035 code for a protein of 344 amino acids.